Sinocyclocheilus grahami is the source of this 1854-nucleotide messenger RNA. Its product is annotated as probable ATP-dependent RNA helicase DDX10. The transcript is spliced from 13 exons. Gene Ontology annotation, molecular function: nucleic acid binding; ATP binding. The record is from RefSeq and is a predicted model, not a curated record. NCBI's taxonomy places the organism in Eukaryota, Metazoa, Chordata, Actinopteri, Cypriniformes, Cyprinidae. The coding region runs from base 1 to 1854 and encodes 617 amino acids.
AUGGCAGUACUUGAUGAAGCCGACAGAAUUCUGGACAUGGGUUUCGCCGACACGCUCAAUGCCAUUAUUGAAAACCUUCCGAAAACACGGCAGACCCUUCUCUUCUCUGCCACUCAAACCAAGUCUGUCAAAGAUCUGGCCAGACUGAGCCUGAAGAACCCAGAGUAUGUGUGGGUCCAUGAGCAGGCCAAGUUCAGUACACCAGCCACUCUGGAACAGAACUAUAUGGUGUGUGAGCUGCACCAGAAAGUCAACAUGCUCUUCUCGUUUUUGAGGAGUCAUCUUAAGAAGAAGAUCAUUGUCUUUUUUGCCUGCUGCAAAGAGGUUCAGUAUCUGUUCCGGGUCUUCUGCCGGUUGCGUCCGGGUAUCUCCGUACUUGCUUUGCAUGGCAAACAGCAGCAGAUGAAGAGGGUGGAGGUUUAUAAUGACUUUGUCCGCAAGACCUCAGCCGUCCUCUUUGCCACAGACAUCGCUGCCAGAGGACUUGACUUCCCUGCAGUGAACUGGGUGCUGCAGUUUGACUGUCCUGAAGAUGCAAACACAUACAUCCACAGAGUUGGCAGAACAGCCAGGUAUAAGGAGGGAGGCGAAGCUCUCCUUGUCCUAUUGGCCUCAGAGGAGAAGGGCAUGAUUGCACAGCUUCAAAAGAAGAAAGUUCCCAUUAACAAAAUCGAGGUGAACCCAGAGAAGUUGGUGUUCGUCCAGCAGAAGUUGGAGGCCUUCCUGGCACAGGAGAAGGAGCAGAAGGAACGAGCACAGAGGUGUUUUGUGUCCUACCUCCGCUCCAUCUAUCUGAUGAAGAACAAAGACGUCUUUGAUGUUUUCCAGCUCAAACUCCCAGAAUAUGCCAUGUCACUGGGUUUGGCGGUGGCUCCGCGGGUCCGUUUCCUCAAUAAGGCCCAGCAGCAGAAGAGUGGAGUGACGCAGGACAACAGCGGCGCUGCAGGACACCAGUCUGAAGAUGAGCUGAAGAGUUUCAAAGCCCAACUCAAAGGAGAGCAGUCUCAGUCCUCACAGUCUGAGGAAGAAGAGGAUGAGAAUGAUGAGGAUGAGAAUAAGGAUGAGGAGACAUUAAAGCCUGCAGCUCUGCUAUGUGGCUUUAAUGAAGAGGAUGAGGAUGACCAGAAAGAUCAGGACCUACUGACUGUCAAGCGUAAAGAUGUGUUCAAUAUCAGUGAAGAGAGCCAGGAUGAUGAGGGCACAGAUGCUAAGGCCAAGAAUCAGAAACAAAAGGAAUCCAAAUUCAAAGAUGCAAAGAAAAUACAGAAAAAGAACUUCAGGGUCAACACUAAGAAGAUCUUCACUGAGGAGGGAGAGGUGGUGCAGCAGUGGCCUCCAUUGCAAAAGACCAUGGUACUAGAUGAAGAGGAGGAGGAAACGUCUGGCAUUAACAUGGAAGCAGCCAAAGAGCGGCUUCGCAAGGAAGACCAGGAGUUCGACAAGAUCGAGUACCGUCGUAAAAUCAAGGAGAAACAUAGGGAGAAAAGACUGAAGGAGAAAGCAGCUCGGAGGGAAGCGAGCAAACAGCAUAAAGAGGAGAAGAAGAAAGGUGAUGAUGACGACGAUGAUGAUGAGGAGGAGGCGGUAGCGUAUCUGUCAGGUGCCGAUGAAGAAUUUGACCCCAGCACACUUCCUGACCCCGACAAAGUGCGCAACUCUGAGUCCUCUGAGGAGGAAGAAUGGCUGGUGUUCGGGACUGGAGCCAGAGGCUUCACUAACCAUGAGCUCUUUCCUGUUGCGGUACCGGUCUUCCUGCUUUGCUGUCUUGACAGAUACCUCCCUCCCAUAAAUCUAAUUGGAUCUUAUUGGCCCUGCCUCACCUCUGCCCCUGCCAGCGCUUUGUGUCAAGAAUAG